UGUAUUCUUUUCAUUAUAAUACGCACACGAAUAUGUAUUUACACCGCAUAUUGACCUAUUAGUUGUCGGUUGAGGCAGUAUUUUACUGUUGCUUAGCAAUAAUGAUUCGCGAGUUGUUCGCUAGCGCUAUGUACUGAAGUCGCGCGCACGGCCGUCAGCUCACAUUACAACUAGCGGUAAGAUUUUGAUUCACCCUAGUGACUCGAUUCUUUUGCAUCUCUUCACUAGAAAGAUUCAUUUAGUGACACUUUUGCUAUUUACAUCGUAAUGACAAAUGUCCUCUCUGCGGCUUACAAGUGGAAAUACUACUUAAUUCCAUAUUAAAAUUAGUCUCUACAAUUCUACCAAGAAAAUGCUUAAUACAGAUCUGUCAUUUUAACAAUAAUAACCUACAUUUCGAUUUUCAAUAACGUGUUUUCUUCACGAACGUUGUCUCGUUCAGUUCCGUUUUGACUUGUUCACACUAAAAACACUGACUCUUUCAGUGAAGGGGCGUGGUCAUUCCGCGUGUCCAACCAAUGAUAUUGAUCCUUCACAGCCCGGACUUGAUUGCUAUUGGUUCGCUAUAGUCAGUGAGUCUUUGAAUACAGGAUAACAGUCAAAGAUACUCAAGAGAACGAUUCGAUCAAAACAAUUCUUCCACGAUGGAAGCGCCACAAAUUACAUUUACUUACCAACAGCUCGACUCAGGAGAGAUGGCCGAGAUGUACAUUCGCGUCGCGGAGGAGGAGAACGAGGAGCCGAUGGAGAUCCCGUCGGAGGACGACGGCACGGUGCUGCUGUCCACGGUGGCCGCUCAGUUUCCAGGGGCUUGUGGCCUGCGCUUCCGGAGCCCGGUGUCUCAGUGUAUGAGGGGAGUUCGCUUGGUGGAAGGAAUCCUGCACGCUCCCGAAAACGGCUGGGGAAACCUGGUCUAUGUGGUCAAUUACCCCAAGGAAACGGCUCUGCCAGAUAAUAAGAGGAAGAUGGAUGAGAUUGAUGCUUCUUCUGCAACAAAGAUCAAGAGAGGAGAUCAGAAGACUUCAGAUCUGAUUGUGUUGGGUCUGCCAUGGAAAACUUCAGAACAAGACUUAAAAGACUACUUCAGUACGUUUGGAGAAGUCAUCAUGGUGCAGGUCAAGCGGGACGUAAAGACGGGAAAUUCAAAGGGGUUUGGGUUUGUAAGGUUUGGUGACUGGGAGUCUCAGGGUAAGGUGAUGUCGCAGCGGCACAUGAUUGACGGCAGGUGGUGUGACUGCAAACUACCUAACUCUAAGCAAGGUCCAGAUGAACCAAUGAGGAGCAGAAAAGUAUUUGUGGGCCGUUGCACAGAGGACAUGAGCGCUGAUGAGCUCCGUCAGUUCUUCAUGCAAUAUGGGGAGGUCACAGAUGUCUUCAUUCCUAAACCAUUCAGAGCGUUCGCUUUCGUCACCUUUGCAGAUGACCAGGUUGCCGCAUCCCUGUGUGGAGAAGAUCUGAUCAUCAAGGGCAUCAGCGUGCACAUCUCCAACGCUGAGCCAAAACACAACAACACUAGGCAGAUGAUGGAGCGGGCAGGGCGCUUUGGGAAUGGGUUCGGAGGUCAGGGUUUUGGAGCCAGCCGCAGUGGCAUGGGGGGUAGUAGCUCCAGCAGCUUGGGAAAUUUCAACAAUUUCAAUCUCAACCCAGCCAUGAUGGCUGCCGCCCAGGCUGCCCUGCAGAGCAGUUGGGGUAUGAUGGGAAUGUUAGCACAGCAGAAUCAGUCAGGUGCGUCUGGCACUAGCACGAGCGGCGCUAGUGCCACUCGGGACCAGCCCCAAACAUACAGCUCAGGGAACAGCAACUACAGCAGCUCAGCUGCUCUCGGCUGGGGCUCCGGCUCUAACUCCACCCCAGGUGGUAGUGGGUUUAACUCCAGCUUUGGGUCUGGUAUGGAGUCUAAGUCGUCAGGGUGGGGUAUGUAAAUUGGUUUGUGUUUGAAGUGUUGUAUUUCUAGCGCGUUUGGUAAGUAUUUUCCGAGAGACUUAUCUUGUCACGUGUGUUUGGGAGUGGGGAUGGGUGAAAAGGGAGACGGGGGACAAAAAAAGACGAAUGUUUUUUACACUGAAUGGAAUUUAAGUUAGUUUAGAGCGAGAUGUUAACCAAGGUGCUACAUUAAUGUACCAUCUUUGGAAUUAUGUUUUUUCCCCCAAUGUUGUUUUGUCUUGGUCGAUGCAAACUAAGCAUUUCAACUGGAUUCUUGUAAUGCAUGUUGUUCAAUCUGUGAAUAUCUGAAAAUGCAUGAGAAUUGCAUAAUCCUACAAAGUACAUGUAUCAUUAUUUAGGACAAAAAAAAAGACAUUUGCAUUGGAAAGAAUCUGGUUGAAACCUGAACAUAUUGUAAAUUCAGCUUUAUGAUUCAGUCCAGUUUUAUGGAAACCCUUUAAAACAAGCCUUCAUCAAAAUCUCUUCUGCAGUUGACAUCUGUGGGGUUUGCCUGGGAAGAGCGCCCUCUAUGGCAGCACAGUGUGGCUGAGGUCAUUAUGUCACCUUCCUCCCCAUGUCUAUAUGCUCUCAUCGCACGGCUCGAUGACACGGUGGGUGUCUCCUUUUUCUUAAUCCACUUUUUAAGACAAGAAGUGCGCAGAAAGUGACGUUUUUAAACAACCCUUGAGUGCGAUUGGUGAUAUGGCGAAGAGUGAGAAGGCUGCGAGUGAGCGAAGAAAGUGUGGAGCGCACGAACGAAAAGACUUGCGAGUGCGAUGAACGAGCCGAAAUGUGACUGCAGUGGGUGGGUUUGGUGAGCGAGUGAAUGAGAGCCGCUGAUACUUCCCAGCUUUCCCCUUAAUCGAGCCCAAAUUGACAGACAUUUUGUUCAUGUGUACAUCAAAGAUUUUUUUUUCUUUUGAUUUUUUUUUUUUUUUGGUCUCCCUAGGUUCCCUUUUGCUUUUCUCCUUUAGUAUACUGACAUGUGCUUAUAUAGUUAGUGGAAUGUUGUGAUGAUGAUGAUGAUGCAUACUUUGUCUUGCUUCUAUAAUCCCAUCUGAAUGCUGUAUGGUGUGUGUGCUUUUUUUUCCUUGUAACUUGACCUGUAAGUGUGAGCUUUGAUAUGGAUGACAUCUUCAGUGGACACUGAGGGGGGAAAACAUGAGUGAUGGUGUAAGUGCGACCUGUAUGUUGAGUGCUGUGGAUGUCUGUGGAGUUUCCCUCUAAAUAACGUUGCUCAGUGUUUUCAAAGGCAUUUUAUAUGACUUGUCAAAUGAAGGGAGUGCUUCAAUAAAACUAAUUUGAAUAGA
Molecule: messenger RNA, 3233 nt
Organism: Rhinichthys klamathensis goyatoka
Lineage: Eukaryota; Metazoa; Chordata; Actinopteri; Cypriniformes; Leuciscidae
Gene: tardbpb
Product: TAR DNA binding protein b
Exons: 5
Coding region: 645-1922 (425 amino acids)
Biological process (GO): regulation of gene expression
Cellular component (GO): nucleoplasm
Molecular function (GO): RNA binding
Source: RefSeq, a predicted model, not a curated record